Messenger RNA from Aspergillus clavatus NRRL 1, 1425 nucleotides. RefSeq names its product putative 2-oxo acid dehydrogenases acyltransferase. NCBI's taxonomy places the organism in Eukaryota, Fungi, Ascomycota, Eurotiomycetes, Eurotiales, Aspergillaceae. The transcript has 4 exons. The coding region runs from base 1 to 1425 and encodes 474 amino acids. Gene Ontology annotation, molecular function: acetyltransferase activity; lipoic acid binding. The record is from RefSeq and is a predicted model, not a curated record. Gene Ontology annotation, cellular component: cytoplasm; mitochondrion.
AUGAGCUUUUUGCGCUGCAAUAGGCCCUUUCUGGGGGCUCUCCGGUCCUCUCGACCCCAAAGAACACUCCCCAUCACUCAAUUCCCAACAACAUCGUCAUUCAGGCGGAACUUUCAUGCUGCCUUGCCGCUGUGGGGGGUCAGAUCUCAAAUAUUGAAGGAUGUAGGAGAGGGGAUCACGGAGGUCCAAAUAAUCCAGUGGUAUGUCGAGGAAGGCGCCCACAUUGAGGAAUGGAAGCCAUUAUGUCAAUAUCAAUCCGACAAAGCAGUUGAUGAUAUUACUUCGAGGUACGCAGGGGUGGUCAAGAAGCUUCACUUCCAGGCAGAUGACACUGUCCCUACAGGGAAGGCACUCUGUGAAAUAGAAGUCGAAGAUGGAAAAUAUCCAGAGGAGCAUAACGCUGCGGAGGCAACCCCAGAGCCCGUUCAACCCUCUGUUAUAAUCGCGGAUACUCCCUCGGAACAAUCGGCAGAAUCUACCCCAUCAUCCUCGUCCAAGUUGGAUCCUAUCGGAGCUGUCAAUGAGCCCCCACGGUCAAAGUAUGCCACUCUCGCUACCCCAGCGGUACGUGGGCUGUUGAAGACACUCAAUAUCAAUAUCCUAGAUAUCAGUGGAACUGGCAAGGAUGGCCGUGUACUCAAAGAGGACGUCCACAGGUUUGUUGCCGGUCGUGAUGCUGCAGCUGAAGCGCGGUCUGCGAUCACACCUAGUCAGCAAACGGAAACAACGGUGAACCUGACGCCUAUCCAAUCGCAAAUGUUCAAGACCAUGACCCGUUCUCUCACUGUCCCACAUUUCCUCUACGCGGAUGAACUCAACAUCAACAAUAUUACCGCCAUGAGGAAGAAGUUGGCCAGCGAUCCUAGAGAUCCCAAGAAAGUCACCUUCCUCUCAUUUGUCAUCAAAGCGGUGUCCCUGGCGCUCAAUGAAUAUCCACUUCUCAAUGCCAAAGUCGAUAUGAGCAACCCCGAAAAACCGAAACUUAUCAUGAGACCCAAGCAUAACAUUGGAGUCGCGAUGGAUACUCCGCAGGGACUGAUUGUCCCAAAUAUCAAGGAUGUCGGAAAUCGAACAAUUCUGGAGAUUGCAUCAGAAAUCUCACGCUUGAGUGCGCUUGGAAAGGAUGGAAAACUCACACCUGCGGAUCUCAGUGGUGGCACCAUUACCGUUUCCAACAUCGGUAAUAUCGGCGGCACCUAUGUAGGACCAGUGAUUGUACCAACUGAGGUGGCCAUCUUGGGAGUUGGAAAAUCAAGAACGGUACCUGUCUUUGACGACGUCGGGCAGGUCACAAAAGGUGAGCUCGUGAAUUUCAGCUGGAGCGCAGACCAUAGAGUUGUGGAUGGUGCAACUAUGGCAAGGAUGGCCACGAUGAUUCGCGAGUUCAUUGAAUCACCUGAGCUGAUGCUCCUAAAUAUGAGGUAG